Messenger RNA from Porites evermanni, 2030 nucleotides. NCBI's taxonomy places the organism in Eukaryota, Metazoa, Cnidaria, Anthozoa, Scleractinia, Poritidae. The record is from the annotation of a GenBank genome assembly.
AUGUCACUGUCAGGAGACAAUCCUUGCCAGAAUAGCAACGAGAUCAAAGAGUUGAGCUCUGGGGAUCGCACAAUCAAUUACGAUUCUUCCACGGAUAAGUGCGACUUAACAGACUCUGAGAUUGGUAGUGAUUGGUCAAAAUGGUACAAAAUAACUGGCAACGCGGGGAAUGCCCUCCGAGUGGCCACUCCACCUAGAGAAAGGUGCGGUGGACAAGCCCAAGGUUACCUUACAGAAAACCAUCCCGUACCUAGUGAUGGUGUGGUAAACCGACAAGUGUGUAUUCAAAAUCCAUCAAAUUCGUGCAAACGCAAAUCUCCGAUACGAGUCGUAAACUGUGGUUCAUUUUACCUGUAUCAACUCCAAACAUUAAGAGACAACUGUGGCCUUAAUUGGCGCUACUGCACGAACGGUAAAGGUAAGAAUUUACCAAUUAAAUGUAAUCAUAAUCAUAAUCAUAGCCAUAACCAUGAUCAUGAUCAUAUUCAUGGCGUUGAAGCUUGUAUUGAUGAUUAUUGAUAUCCUCUACAAAUGCAGAGACCAGCUCCCUGGGAGAUAACGCGGGGAUUGAUAUUAGAUAGAAUAGCAAAGGCGCGCCUGUUUAGUAGCUUAGGGCACCCAGAAGUACUGCUUAUCUCAACGUAAAAGGCGGGAUAACAGUUUUCGGAUAAAUUUAGGUUUCUGGGAAACUGCCCACCUACCCUUCCCUUAAGGCUAACAUUAACACUUACUUCUCACUUAGGGCAAAAUGACGGCUUAGGGGAGGGUAGGUGGGCAGUUCUCCAGAAACCUAAGUUGAUCCCAAUUUUCAACAAGUAUGAAAAGGGGCUAUAUUACGACAUUUGCUUUUACUUAAAGAAAAAUGAAGGUCACCUGACCAGGGCUUGUGACACCCGUCAGCUGCUUAGUGGUAGUUCAAACCCAGGGUUGGGGUUAAGAUCCUAACGUUAAAACAACGUCUGGAGGGUGAGUAACUUAGCUCAGGAUCAGGCUUAACUUAGGGUUACGUCCUAGGUUUACGGUAAGCCAGGUCACGUGGUAGGCCAUAGUAUCAUACUUAAUCCCCCUAGAUGAACUGGCCCUCAACUAUUGACUGUCACUAGUGGUUCUAACUCUACCUCUCUUGUCUAGUUUUGAAAAUCACUACCCUCUCAAGUUAGCAUGUAUGCAACUUUUACCUUUAAACUAAAUAUUGGCCAGCAACUAGUACCCUCCCCACAGAUCUUGAUGCAUAUGUUUUUUUUUAAGUCUUAAGAUAUUUUAUGAGUAGUUGAGGAAUCAAAACUAUCCACAGUAAGAAAAAAUGAUGUUUUGAAUAACCCAUUGACGGCCGUGCCGGCCAAAACAGGCAAUACAAGAGUUAAAACUCCACUGCUUUUAAACUCUGUAACUUUCUCAAUCGCGCGAACACUGUCUUACCCAUAAUUUGCGAGCAUUGAGUAGAAUGUCCUUCAAAUUGAGAUAUCCAAUAAACGUAAAAAAAAAAAAAAGUCAGCGCUUUCUGCAGAAUAUCACCGUUUGAAUUAGUUCGACGAGAAUGAAAAUUUAACGUCCUAGGAAAACGAAAAAAAACAAUUUUUUCGCUUUCAGGAUUUUUAAUAAGGUCAGCAUUCAAAGUAAAAUUCAGUCCUUUUCCUAAGUUAGAAAUGACUUUUUGUUCUUAUUGGUUUCCUGGCCCCAACUAAAGCCUUUGUUUUUUGUGCAUCCUGGCCUUGCCCCGACUGUUUCAACAUCACGACUGCACUUAGCCUCUUCGCAAACGUUCUUAGGGCUUCGUCACGCUUUCCUUCCCCACAAACGUCUGGUGAAACAAGUAACCAUUUCCGUUCGUAGAUACGGACGCAUCAAACAGAAGCCAUGGUUCAAUUUUUAUCAGUAAGGUAAAAAGCGCCGUUGUGCCUCUUGCCGGCACAUAGCGGAUUCUUUCCUUUUCAGCUGAUGUCGAACCUCCUUGUCAAGGUGGCGUAUUUGAGUGUCUGACUUUUUGCCUCAGGGAUAUUUGCGUGAUUAAUAGCCAAAAGGGAGGAUUU